CAGUUUGCAAUAUGGGGCGGACUGUUCAGCGCGGUCGACUGUAUGCUGGUAAAACUGAGAAAGAAGGAAGAUCCAUGGAAUUCAAUCAUAAGCGGUGCAACUACCGGUGGCUUGUUAACCAUAAGAAACGGUCCUGCAACGAUAGUUGGCUCAGCGAUAAUGGGAGGGGUGCUCUUGGCAAUGAUUGAAGGAGUCGGUAUUUUAAUGACACGGUUCACUGCCGAACAGUUCAAGCCAAUGAACCCUCAGAUCGAAGAUCCCAGAAACCUCCCUCCGACUGAACCAUCAAAAGCGUCGUCGUCAUCAUCAUCCGGCACCUCAGAAUCAUUAGCACCUGGCAGCCAUCCCUUUGGUUCACCAAGCCUUACGAUGGCUUGA
Messenger RNA from Soboliphyme baturini, 378 nucleotides. The record is from the annotation of a GenBank genome assembly. NCBI's taxonomy places the organism in Eukaryota, Metazoa, Nematoda, Enoplea, Dioctophymatida, Soboliphymatidae.